AUGAGGGACGAGGUACAGGGAGUCAACGACCACUGCAAUAAGGCACCGAAUCACAAACGUGCACCUGUUCCUGAAGAUGGAGCAGGUCCGAGUCAAUAUGCGCUUCCGUUCACCUUGUCGAGAGAAGAUGAAGCUAUUGGGAUGCAGUUAGCACGGACUCACUUGACGCAGCUGAUGACCGAGUGUGCAGCCUCCAAGUCCGAAUCACAGCUCGAGUCGGCUUGGAUGCGGGUCAACAAAACCAAAAAGCACUCAGCAGAGGUGAUCUGCUGGGAAAAAUACGCUGGGAAAACCACACAAGAGCUUCAGGGUAAGGCACGAGGGUCAUCGGUCCCGAGCAGGUUGGCUGCAUUGACACUGAAGAGGGAAAGUGGAUCGGCGAGCUACAGUGUUCGUAGCAGUACGACAGUUCACGCCCCAUUGAACGCGGUGCUCAGGGCUCUGGAUGCGUCCGUGGCAACAGCACAUCGGUCAUUCACUCGGAUCAUUUACGGCAAUCUCGUUGCUGACACGUCCGUGCUCUUCCAUAGCUCGACUCCUCGUACAGACUUCCUGGCCGAGGACGAAAACGACAGCGCGGAGACCCUCGCAGUCCGCUGGAUCAUGUGUCGAUGCAGCAACCCCACGGUUUACGACUGCGACUUUUGUUUACAGGAGUACACGAAGUGGCAUUCGCGCGACGAGUUGACCAUGUUCAGCAAUCACUGCAAGGAUCAGCAGCCCCAAAGCGACGAUGCUGAGCCAAAACAUGACGGAACAGACCGCAGCUGUGGCCACGAUGGUCUGCACGCACUUGAAGCAAUGCCAGCGGCGUACAAGCUCUUCCGCUCGGUAGAGACUCGGCACUGUCCAGACUUGCUCGACUCACAUCGUGUGGUACGCUGCAAGGUUCCUCUUGGCGGGUUCCUCUUGUAUCCCACCGCCAGCAGCGACAAGACGGACGUCGUGUUCUACAUGACCAUUGCUCGGGAUGCAGCUAGCAAUUGCAACAAGCGCGGUAGGAACUCGGUGUCCAGCAAUGCUGGGCUAACGCAGUGCAGUGACCGGCAGUUCCACGCCCUCCAGAAUGUUGCGCGACAAAUGGCCUUGCACAUCGGUCGACUGAACAACGCUGUUGAUUCUUACAGCAUGAUCCUGCAUCUCGAGUCGUUGCAUACGUUGCAAUGGGUGCGCAACGCAGAGCGACUUCAGUGUGCAGUGUGCUGCCGCAGAUUUCAUCAACUUACCCGACGACGACAUCACUGCCGGCUGUGUGGAGAGGUCAUUUGUCGAAGGUGCUCGGUGAAAAAGGACCUGCAUUUACCCACGUCUGGCCCAGCCAUGCUGCGUAUUUGCACAAGUUGCAACCAGGCUUCCGCACCAUCUCGACCAAAGUCAUCGUCACGCAACGAUGCGGAAGUGCAGGUGGCAUCUCAAAAGUUGCAAAGUUGUCGCGGGGUUAUCGACCAUGCUAGUGGGAACUCUGUGCUGGACUCCAUUGCAACAUUUUCAUUCUCGGAACCUCCUCUUCGUCGGAGUAGCAGGAGUCUCAGCGAAGAACUGACUGGAAGCGUCAUGGAUGAGAGUGCGACCGAAUCGUGUGACGAGGCCGAACGAAUGUUUUUCGUUGUAACUUCAGAGGGCGCACAACGGAUCGAUACGUCGGAAAUGAGAGCAACUAGUUGUCUGCAAUCCGAGUUAUCUCCUGCUUCCGAUAGACGGCACUUUGCAUGGACGAGACGAGGUUGCAAAAUGCUACCAACCAUGAAAUCACCGCCUGUUACGACCGCGCCCGAUACGUUGGAUACAGCACAACCUUCGAAGUCAAAAGUUGGAAGGCAUCUCUCAUCUUCCGAAACUUUCCCUGCUUCUCCAAACCAACCAUCAUCGUCACUACCGCACAAACGGUGUCGGGUACGAGCUACAACAAGGAACAGUGUGAAGACCGAUGUCACUGGAUCUGGAAUCAAUGACAAGGAAGGUGAAGUGAAAGUCGAGGACUCGACUUCACGUACCGAUGACAAUGAGUCCGACUUGAGUAUUCUCAAGUCCCAGCACAGUUCGCUAUCAACUCGAGCACAGCAGAUUUGGCCGGUGAAGAACGGCAUUUGCACGGAUAACAGCGAUGGGAACCACGAGCCACUUUUCACCAUGACCGAUAUUUGCACACUGAUCCGGCUGCACAAUCGACCGUGGACUCAUCGAAGCUUUGAGAUGCCGCGAAUGUACGAGGACGUCUUUCUAAAGCUUUGUGAGACUGCAGCAUCAGUGCGAAAUUCCCAAUUCGUUGCAUUGACGCUGUUCAUGCAUACGACUCAACAAGAUGAAAGCCCGCAAAAUGAAGUCGAAGCAGCAGAGGCAACCGUGUCGUACCUGAAAGUAAGAGGCUGUGCCAAGCUCAUGACGAUCACGGCAAACUUACGAUGCUGCGACCCCGUGCUUCAGUUGCAAAGGCCUAUUGUCACACGGGAUACCUGGGCGCUUGACGAGUCGGCGGAUCACCCGUCGGGAUACGAUUUUAGGCAGCUGCCGAUUGUUGUAGGGUCACAACAAGCGAGAUUCUACGCUGGGGUACCGCUCAUGAACACCGAGAUGCAUUGCCGCUACGGUGCUCUUGCUGUCUUUGAUUCUGAAACGAGUCCUGGGGAAGAUGACGAUCUACCAAUGAAGAAAACGCUGCAAGCACUUCAGAUGUGCGCUGAAGAGGCUAUGAUGGCCGCUGAGAAACGACAGAAGGAGAUCCAGUUGCAAACCUUCUCACAGGCAUCCUUGAUUCCGCUACGCCGGUCAGAAUCAGUGCUUCGUCCUAGUGUGGACAUCCAGCAGUCGGAUCCACAGCAGCAAGACAUCGAAAGCAUUGAUAGAGAUAGUGCCGAUGAUGACGGCAUCGAUGAAGACUACCAACGCGAUGAACACGUCGUUGCAACUACCAAUACAAAGGGCGCUCCAGAGUUCACGAACAGCGGCACCUCCAGCGUUGGAAAAGCUCGUGUAGAUUACUUCCGGAACAAAUUGCGACAGCUCGUACAGCAGGCUCAAGAUACACAGGCUCAAAUGAUGGAGAACACACUGGUCAUGGAGCGCCACCGAGUCCCGAUUGUCUAG
Messenger RNA from Peronospora matthiolae, 3084 nucleotides. The record is from the annotation of a GenBank genome assembly. NCBI's taxonomy places the organism in Eukaryota, Oomycota, Peronosporomycetes, Peronosporales, Peronosporaceae.